This is a messenger RNA of Limulus polyphemus (Atlantic horseshoe crab), 2285 nucleotides long. RefSeq names its product F-box-like/WD repeat-containing protein TBL1XR1 (gene ebi). NCBI's taxonomy places the organism in Eukaryota, Metazoa, Arthropoda, Merostomata, Xiphosura, Limulidae. Gene Ontology annotation, biological process: regulation of transcription by RNA polymerase II. The record is from RefSeq and is a predicted model, not a curated record. The transcript has 15 exons. Gene Ontology annotation, cellular component: histone deacetylase complex. Gene Ontology annotation, molecular function: protein binding; transcription corepressor activity. The coding region runs from base 128 to 1615 and encodes 495 amino acids.
UUUCAUGGUAGGUAACGCUCACGUAAUUAACAUUCGUAGAAGUCGUUUACGUUAAAGUUUUCGUGAUUCAGGUGAACACACUUCACUUACCUCUUUUAUUUAUUUGUGGUAGAAAAAGAAUGCAACUAUGAGCUUCAGCAGUGACGAAGUAAAUUUCCUAGUUUAUCGUUAUUUACAAGAAUCAGGAUUUCAGCAUUCUGCCUAUACUUUUGGUAUUGAAAGUCACAUCAGUCAGUCAAAUAUUAAUGGAGCACUGGUUCCACCUGCUGCGUUAUUGUCAAUCAUCCAAAAAGGUCUGCAGUAUACAGAAGCUGAGAUCAGUAUUGGAGAGGAUGGUUCAGAAAGAAUGAUUGAGUCGCUUUCCCUAAUUGAUGCUGUGAUGCCUGAUGUGGUAGCUUCAAGGCAACAGCAAGCUCAUAGUGUUAAAAAUCCAGUAGUGAAGACUGAAACUAAUAAUAGUAAUGGUGAAGAAAAUUCUACAAAUAAUUUUUCAGCAAAUCAUACAGAGAAUAUGGAAGUUAAUGGAGGAGUAGAGAUUCCAAGUAGGAGGUCAACGAUCCUUCGUGGUCAUGAAUCUGAGGUUUUUAUCUGUGCUUGGAACCCUACAAAAGACCUGCUGGCUUCAGGUUCUGGAGAUUCCACAGCAAGGAUAUGGAAUAUGAGUGAUAACAUUGGUGCUGGUCCAAACCAGCUGGUUCUUAAACACUGUAUUCAAAAAGGAGGGACUGAAGUACCCAGUAACAAGGAUGUUACUUCAUUAGAUUGGAAUUCUGAUGGAACAUUCCUAGCAACUGGUUCGUAUGAUGGGUAUGCUAGGAUAUGGACGACAGAUGGUCGACUUGCUAGUACUUUGGGUCAACACAAGGGUCCAAUAUUUGCUCUGAAAUGGAAUAAAAAGGGAAAUUACAUAUUAAGUGCUGGAGUUGACAAAACAACAAUUAUUUGGGAUGCCAGCACUGGGCAGUGUACACAGCAGUUUGCUUUUCAUUCUGCCCCAGCCUUAGAUGUAGACUGGCAAACCAACACCAGCUUUGCAUCUUGUUCAACAGACCAGUGUAUUCAUGUUUGUAAGUUAGGAAUGGACAAACCAACCAAAACCUUCACAGGUCACACGAAUGAAGUCAAUGCUAUUAAGUGGGAUCCUCAAGGUUCAUUAUUAGCUUCAUGUUCUGAUGACAUGACUUUGAAAAUUUGGAGCAUGAAGCAAGAUACAUGUGUACAUGAUCUUCAAGCUCACAACAAAGAGAUUUAUACAAUCAAGUGGAGCCCUACUGGUCCUGGUACCAACAACCCUAACAUGAAUUUGAUAUUAGCAAGUGCUUCAUUUGAUUCUACAGUGAGGCUCUGGGAGGUAGAAAGAGGAGUCUGUCUUUUUACUUUAACUAAACAUACAGAGCCAGUUUACAGUGUAGCAUUUAGUCCUGAUGGGAAAUACCUGGCUAGUGGAUCGUUUGAUAAGUGUGUUCACAUCUGGUCAACUCAGAGUGGUUCAUUGAUCCAUAGUUAUAAAGGAACUGGAGGAAUAUUUGAAGUUUGUUGGAAUUCAAGAGGGGAUAAAGUGGGUGCAAGUGCUUCUGAUGGCUCUGUAUUUGUGUUGGAUCUUAGGAAGUCUUAAGAAAAUUCCAAUGUUCAGCAUCAUCAUUCAAUAUGUUAGUCAUCUGUGAAACACUGUUCUGCCAUCUAUCUACCAGUUGUCAACUUUCAGCCAUGUUUGUUAUAUUAACUGGGAGUUGAACAUUUAUGACACAAAACCUUCUGUGGUGUUUUGUUGUGAUAAAUCUUUCAUCCAACUCUAAGUGGAUGGGAUCUGAAACCUUCAUACUCUGUGUAUCCUAAUGUAUUCAUGAUAGAAUUACUUAAAAGGAAAGGCUGGGAUCAGUUUAAAUGUAGAAUAAAUUAUUAUUGACCGGCAUUUCUAUUUUCAGGUAAAAAUUGUCAAACAAAAUAAACUGAAAUCUUGUUUUUAAUUUUGUAGGCUGAAACAAACAUAUUUUCAUGGCUGAACAUUUUUUAUAUCAUUUAAAUGACUAUGCUUUUCUUCAUUAUACGAUAAGCUGAAAACAAAGCAUUAUUAUACUUCUUGAUUCAAAUUUUUUUAGUCUUUAUGAAGGAUAUUUUUUGUGGGGUAACAAGUCUUUCUUAGUUCAUAUGGCAAAGGACAGAAUCAGAUUAUCUAGGAAUUUGCAAGUUGCUUAUCUACUCUCAUUGUGAAAAAAUAGACUGUUCAUUCACUUUGUAGACUGCAUAAAAUGCUUUUCUGUAAUAAAAGUUUUUACAAAAUAUAA